This is a messenger RNA of Ipomoea nil (Japanese morning glory), 2215 nucleotides long. Its product is annotated as cell division control protein 48 homolog B. NCBI's taxonomy places the organism in Eukaryota, Viridiplantae, Streptophyta, Magnoliopsida, Solanales, Convolvulaceae. The coding region runs from base 311 to 2152 and encodes 613 amino acids. Gene Ontology annotation, molecular function: ATP binding; ATP hydrolysis activity. The transcript is spliced from 13 exons. The record is from RefSeq and is a predicted model, not a curated record.
CGAGAGGCGAGACCGCGAGAACCACUGCUCCGUCACGGCUGCCGGCUGCCGGCAGCUCGGCUGACUGCUGCUCGCCUGCUCCACUGCACGGCUGGACCACUGCUGAGUUCUGACUGCUCUACCGCCUCUACGCUACUUCGACUUUCAGAAAUCAGCAAGUGCAUCAAUCUCUGCACCAAUCCAAAUUUCAAUUUUCAGUUGAAAACCUUUGAAUUGCCAACCCUUGGAAUCACAAAAGUUGACGCCUUUAAAAUCUAAUCGGAAGAACUGUUGAUAACAAUUCAAGAAAAUCUUGUAAUGGACAGCAGCAAUGGAAGUACAACAGCCGUCUCAGGGUGGACGGCGGAGGAAGCCAUUGCUGGAAAUGCAGAGGCCCUCUGUGCUCUUCGAGAACUCAUCAUGUAUCCUCUCCUCUACUCUCAGGAGUCAAAAAAGCUUGGCCUCAGAUGGCCUCGUGGCUUGUUGCUUUAUGGUCCUCCGGGUACUGGAAAGUUUUGUGUUUCUGGAAUUUCAGACAAGCUUGGUUCGAGCAGUUGUUCAAGAAUGUGGAGCACAUUUGAUUGUUAUUAGCCCUCAUAGUGUUCACAGAGCACAUGCUGGUGAAAGUGAGAGAAUUUUGCGGGAAGCAUUUACUGAAGCAUCAUCUCAUGCAAAACUUGGGAAGCCAUCAGUUAUCUUUAUAGAUGAAAUUGAUGCGCUCUGUCCUCGUCGGGAUUCUAGAAGGGAGCAAGAUAUUCGUAUAGCUUCUCAACUUUUUAUGUUGAUGGACUCCAAUAAAUCACUUUCAACAUCUGGAUUACAUGUCGUUGUAGUAGCAUCUACGAAUAGAGUGGAUAUGAUUGAUCCUGCUCUAAGAAGAUCUGGGCGUUUUGAUGCUGAGAUUGAGGUAACAACCCCUAAUGAAGAUGAUCGUUUCCAUAUCCUCAAGCUUUAUACGAAGAAGCUUCCUUUGGAUCCGAAUGUUGACCUGCGGGCCAUUGCUGCCUCUUGCAAUGGUUAUGUUGGGGCAGAUUUAGAAGCUUUAUGCCGUGAAGCUACUAUGUCUGCAGCUAGAAGAUCCUCAACAUCAAAUCAAGAAGAUGGCUCUUGGAACGUAACGAUGGAUGACUGGAAGCAUGCCAGGUCUGUCGUUGGGCCUAGUAUAACAAGAGGUGUAGUUGUCGAAGUGCCAAAGGUUUCUUGGGAGGAUAUUGGAGGACUGAAAGGCAUAAAGAAAAAGCUGCAGCAAGCUGUUGAGUGGCCAUUGAGACAUUCCGAAGCAUUUGCACGGUUAGGUGUAUCACCUCUUCGUGGAAUCCUUCUUCAUGGACCUCCAGGGUGCUCUAAAACAACCCUUGCGAAAGCUGCUGCUCAUGCUGCCCAGGCUUCGUUUUUCUCCUUGAGUGGCGCAGAGUUGUACUCGAUGUACGUUGGUGAAGGUGAAGCGUUGUUGCGCAAUACAUUUCGAAGAGCUCGACUUGCGUCACCGAGCAUAAUUUUCUUUGAUGAAGCUGAUGUUGUUGCUGCCAAACGUGGAGGAAGUUCAAGUGGAAGUAGUACAGUUGGGGAGAGACUUCUUUCUACUCUUCUGACCGAAAUGGAUGGCCUAGAGCAAGUUAAAGGAAUUCUUGUUUUGGCUGCUACGAAUCGUCCUCAGGCAAUCGAUGCUGCUCUUAUGCGACCUGGACGAUUUGAUCUGGUUCUCUAUGUGCCACCACCAGAUUUAGAAGCUCGAUAUGAGAUUCUUCGUGUACAUACGCGCAACAUGAAAUUAGAUGCCGAUGUGGAUCUUAGACAACUAGCUGAAAGCACCGAGCUCUUCACCGGGGCCGAGUUGGAGGGCCUGUGCAGAGAAGCGGGAAUCGUUGCUUUAAGAGAAGAUAUAUCAGCCACGGUUGUGUGUGAUCGACACUUCCAAACUGUCCGCCAGUCGUUAAAUCCGGCGCUCACCCGGGAAGAAAUUGAAUCAUAUUCCUCCUUCAUGAAGAACCCAUCUCUGAGAUCUUCUGGUUCACUUGAAUCUUGCUCCAACCAGAGCAGUAAAGGGGCCAAGAAUCUGCAUUUGUUGACAAGUCCUGUCACAAUUGGUAUUGUUAGCUUAGCUUUGUUUGCUGCCAUGAAAUAUCUGUUCAUCCCUGCAGAGAUUUUGUCUAGAGAACUGAGAAGUACUUAGUCUGGCAACUCUUGUUCAUAGCUCAAUGCUAUAACACAUGAAAAACAUGUGUUUUUUUUUUUU